AUGAGUGACGAGUACGAUUUUCUUUUCAAGGUGGUAAUGAUUGGUGAUUCCGGCGUCGGAAAGACCAACAUUCUCGGCCGGUUCACACGAGACGAGUUCAACCUGGACAGCAAAUCGACUAUCGGAGUGGAGUUUGCCACCCGGACCGUCAACAUUGAUAACAAGAUCAUCAAGGCGCAGAUCUGGGACACGGCCGGCCAGGAGCGAUACCGAGCCAUCACCUCGGCCUACUACCGAGGCGCCGUGGGAGCGCUGCUGCUCUAUGACGUGACCUCGACCCAGUCGUACAAGAACAUCAGCAGGUGGCUUCAGGAGCUGCAGGAUCACGCCGACUCCAACAUUGUGCUGAUGCUGGUCGGCAACAAGUGCGAUCUUAAGCACCUUCGGGCCGUGCCCACCGAGGAGGCCAAGCAGUUUGCUUCCCAGAACAAGCUGCUGUUCAUCGAGACCUCAGCCCUGGACGGCACUGACGUUGCCCUGGCGUUCCGAAACAUUCUCACUGAAAUCUACCACCGGGUCUCUGCUGCCGAGAAUGUCCACGCCAACCUGGAGGACUCCCGAAAGCCCCAGCAGGGCACCACCAUUUCUCUGACUCCCCAGCCUGGAGAUUCGGACAAGAAGAGCAGCUCGUGCUGUUAG
Molecule: messenger RNA, 639 nt
Organism: Yarrowia lipolytica CLIB122
Lineage: Eukaryota; Fungi; Ascomycota; Dipodascomycetes; Dipodascales
Biological process (GO): exocytosis
Cellular component (GO): Golgi apparatus; recycling endosome
Molecular function (GO): GTP binding; GTPase activity
Source: RefSeq, a predicted model, not a curated record